Molecule: messenger RNA, 2994 nt
Organism: Entelurus aequoreus (snake pipefish)
Lineage: Eukaryota; Metazoa; Chordata; Actinopteri; Syngnathiformes; Syngnathidae
Product: zinc finger protein 771-like
Exons: 2
Coding region: 451-1365 (304 amino acids)
Source: RefSeq, a predicted model, not a curated record
CACCGAAGAAGAAAAAGGCGGAAGCGUGCAGCAAGAAGAGCGAGACCAACAAACUAACAAUAGCUACCAGAGAAAUACUAACAAUAGCUACCAGAGAAAGACUAACUAACAGUAGUUACCAGAUAAAGACUAACUAACUAACACUAGUUACCAGGUACCGACUAACUAACUUACACUAGUUACCAGAGAAAGACUAACUAACUAACAAUAGCUACCAGAGAAAGACUAACUAACACUAGUUACCAGAUAAAGACUGACUAACUAACACUAGUUACCAGAGAAGGACUAACUAACAAUAGUUACCCGAGAAAGCCUAACUAACUAACAAUAGUUUCCAGAUAAAUACUAACUAACUAACAAUAGCUACCAGAGAAAGAGAAAGUAACUAACAAUAGUGACAAUAGAGAAAGGUAAAGUAAGAAUAGUAGUGGUCGCUGGGAAGAAGAGAAGAUGCUAGAAGAGUUGGUGAAGGAGCGUCUGAUGGCGGCUGCAGAUGACAUCCUGGCGCUGUUUGCUAGAACCAUCGCCUCUUACGAGGACCAACUCAGUCGCAGCAGAGAGGAGAAGAAGGAGGAAGUUAGUCGCAGAGAAGAGAAGAAGAAGAAGAAGGAGCGACAUGGCUUGGAAGAGCUCUGCAGAACUGGCCUUGUGUUGGACAAUGAAGAUGGACGUCCUCAAAGGGGGAGCUCCACCCUGGAGCAGCAGGAGCCACAGCCCCCUCACAUGAAGGAGGAAGAGGAGUGGAGCACACAGGAGGAGGCUGAUGCCCCCGAGUGGAGCGUUGUGUGUGUGAAGGAUGAAGAGUCCUCACAGCUUCAUGGCAGUGAGGAGACCAGGGGGGCGGAGCCUCCAGGAGCAGACACACUGUGGUCCCACCCCCCUGAGGACCAGCACACCCAAGGAGAAGGAGCGGAGGUGGAAGGUGAUGUCCAGAAAGGUUGUGGCAGGAAGCGAGUGACUUGUUCUGUUUGUGCUCAGAGUUUCUCCAAGAAGAACAGUCUGACCCAACACAUGCGCUCGCACACGGGUGAGAAACCUUUCAGCUGCUCCGUUUGCCACGAACGCUUCGCUCGGAAGCCCUACCUGGUCACGCACAUGAGGACACACACGGGAGAGAAACCCUUCAGCUGCCCCGUCUGUGGCCGCAGGUUCUCGCAGCAGGGAGCCAUAAUCUUUCACAUGCGCACGCACACGGGAGAGAGACCCUUCAGCUGUUUGGUUUGUGGCGAACGCUUCGCUCGGAAGUCCAACAUGGCGUCGCACAGGCGAACCCACUUGGGAGAAAAACUCUUCAACUGUUCGUUGUGCGGGAAACACUUCUCUCACCAGUCCCACAUGGCAAAGCACCUGGAGAAACACCACUGAGAGAAACCUUUUAUCUGCUCAGCAUCACAAAAAGGUGCUGUUUGGAUGUCCCGUUAAAGACCAUUGGAGAUCAUUCCAAGGAAGAAGUCUGUGAUAGUCAUGGAAUUCAAGAAAGAAAUCAUGACUUCUUGUCACAAUGUGUGUUGUGUCAGUGUGUACUCUACUGCUUGUGGAAAGUGUCUCAAGCUGCAAAGGAACGGAGUUGAACUUUCGUUUUGCUUUGAAGUAUCAACCUUGCCAAGUCGCAGCCAGGGACCACAAUCCAAAUUUAAAGUGUUUGUUUUUAAGCCAGUGAAACAAAUGUAAAUGUUUUUACUCUCAUUGUCUAUUUCUGGUCCUCAAAUUCUUCCUGCAGGGCAGACAAUGCCAUGUUAUCCAAUAUCACAAAAGACUUGAGUGUCCACGUUCUGUGGCAGUUUGGGCGACCUUGAACGCCUGCCUGCGUCUUCCAUUUGGUGGAUACAUCACUCAGUCCAGUCAGCAGGUGUCCUGUGACCAUGGUCUUCAUAGGUCCACAUCCUCCGCUGAAAGCCUCGCCAGGCACACAAGCCUCCACUUCUCCUAGGAGUCCCUCCUGUGUCCAGCAACAAUCAAGACAGGCACCGAACUCAGAAUCAGAAUCAGAAAUACUUGAUUAAUCCCCGAGGGGAAAUUAAAAUUUUCAGCACAAUCCCAUUCAAGAUCAGACAAACAUUACAGGGAGACAGAACAGGACCGCUGACGGGUCUGCCAACUUCCAGCGCCCCUUACAAAAAAGGUGAGAUACAGGUAAACAAUUGGGGGCGGGGGGAGAAAACACACAUCCCUCUUACAUGUGUGUAAGAGGGAAACAUCAAAGAACACAAAGGACAUUAAAGACAUUAAACGAGCAGAGCUGAUGCAACCAGCCACUUCUACAUACAGCUAUGAAUAAAAAGUAAAAUAAACAUAUACACUGUGGUGGCCACAGCCACAACUCCAGAUCUUGUCAAUUUUGUUGAGAGGCCAGUUGAUCAAUUGUGUUGUUGACAUUGUGGAGAGCAGUGCAAACAGGAAGUGAAACAAGACAAAGGCAAGCAGGAGAGUGGGUCUCAUCUCUCAAGGUGUUUUACACAUGGCUAGCGGCCAACGUCCACCUGCAGUGUUUUAGCUACUUCUAAAUCACUAAUCCUGGCCUCCAUGGCGACAAAUAAAAUAAAGUUUCUUACAAGUAUCAUUAUCACUGGAGGACGAGGAAUAGCUAAACAUGCGUCACUACACACCGUAGGAGGAUACAAUAGCUCACCGCUAACAGCAAGCUAGCGCUCCUCAAUGCAAACAAAUGGGUGGAUCUACACAAAUAUCCACUAAUGAUACCAACUACAAGAGCUGUAUUUAGUCGAUACUACUAUGAUUACAUUUAUAUUUUUAUAUUAUGUUUAUUUUGUCAAAUUGUUAUUGUUUAUAAAGUCAGUAAAUAUGUCCCUGGACACAGUAGAAUUUUAUUUUUGACCCUGGAACUACUUGGUAUCAGAUCCACAUGUGUACCAAAACGUAUGUCAAGUAUCAAAGAAGAGAAGAAUAAGUGAUUAUUACAUUUUAACAGAAGUGUAGAUAGAACAUGUUAAAACAGGAAGUAUGCCGAUUCUGACAGGAAAUGAUCAAGUAGAU